AUGGAUUCACUUGACAACGUCAGCGCCAUCAAGAAUAUUAUCGUUGUCGGGGUAGGACCAGCAGGCCUCCUAGCAGGUCUGAUCCUGUCUAAAAAUGGCCUACCUGUCACUCUGAUGGACAUGGGCCAAAGCCUGGAUACAAAUACUCGCGCAACACAUUAUGCAGCGCCGGCGGUAACAGAGUUGAUACGUGCCGGCGUCAUCGACGAUGUCAAGGCCGAAGGAUUUCAACCUCAUGGCGUAAGCUGGAGGAAGAUCAACGGUGAAAAGAUAGCAUCAUUGAAUGCCGAUGUCCUUGGAGACGCACCGGACAGGAUGGUUUGCCUUCCCUUGGACAAGUUGGUAAUGAUAUUGAAGCGCCAUCUUGAUCAACGGAGUAAAGUCGAGAUCCUGUUCGACCACGAAGUUAAAACCAAGGGCGGAGAGAGGCGGUUUGCAGCGCAGUAUAUCAUCGGCUGUGAAGGCGCCAACAGCAAAAUCAGGCGAAGCCUUUUCGGCGACUGGGAAUUCCCAGGCUUCACAUGGGACAAACAGGUUGUUGCCACGAACGACGACUCCAACUUUAUCGUUGAUCCGGACAAUUGGUUUAUGGCCGCGAAGAUUUCCAACGACGGCCUCUGGCGAGUGACCUACGGGGACAUCACUGGUCUUACGCGGGAAGAGCUCAUAGCGAGACAACCCAUGAGAUUCAAGGAGAUCCUACCCGGUCAUCCAGACCCAGAUCUAUACAAGUUGGCUAACAUCAGCCCGUACAAAGUCCACCAGCGCCUGGCUCACAGGAUGCGUGUUGGAAGAUUCCUACUGGCUGCAGAUGCCGCGCACUUGUGCAAUCCUUUCGGUGGAAUGGGCUUGACGAGUGGUAUUGUUGACGUUGGCGGCCUGUGUGACUGCUUGCUCGCCAUUCACCAUGGCAAAGCUGGCGAAGAAAUCCUGGACAUCUAUUCGGAGAAGCGGAUGGAAAAAUACGAGACGGUCGUGGACCCGAUAUCUAGUGGCAACUUUCGACGACUGUUUGAGAACGAUCCGGAGAAAGCUACAGAGAACAAUGAGUUCUUCAAGCUUUGCCUAAAGGCCGGAUCAGACAACGAUCUGGCGAGGCAGCUCAAUACGGGCGUGAAUAUUCUCAAGUGUGAUUUCUCGCAACACUUUACCCCUGCAUCGUCGGCGGCACAGAAAGUCUGAUAAGCGAUGCGGAAUGACUGAUAUGCUUUGGUUGAAGUUGUGUUCAGUUAGCUUAAAAUCAAUUGCUUCGUUCGGUCACAAUAAAUUGUCAGCCGACUCUGGAGACUCAUUUGCUCGGUCGCCAGCGGACCCUUUUGUGGUUUGCAUAACCUUCUUCGAAAUUCAUCGAAAGAGUUAAAGAUAUCGUUCAACAU
Messenger RNA from Mytilinidion resinicola, 1376 nucleotides. Its product is annotated as FAD/NAD(P)-binding domain-containing protein. The record is from RefSeq and is a predicted model, not a curated record. NCBI's taxonomy places the organism in Eukaryota, Fungi, Ascomycota, Dothideomycetes, Mytilinidiales, Mytilinidiaceae. The transcript has 6 exons. Gene Ontology annotation, molecular function: FAD binding. Bases 1 to 1182 code for a protein of 393 amino acids.